CUCUCUGUUGUUUUUCUCAGGACAUUAGCAACCGCAUUGCUAAGCUAACGUUAGCUGCAGUAGUGUUUUUAGCUAGUGUGAUGCUAGGGUUAGUUCCAGUGGCUGACCGGUAGCAGGGUCAUGAUUUGUCUCGGUACGACUCAGUUGUUGGUUUAAAUUGAGGGAGAGAAAAAAAACUGUACGAAUAGAAAGAGUCGUAAUCACAAUUUAAUCAAGAAGGGAAAACAUUUAAAAAGAUGUCUUUCUGCAAUCUGUCAUUUGAGGUGGAGCUACAUCUUCAGUCAUGGCUGGACAUGGAAACUGGGACGGCUUGGGUGGGAUGGACCAGAUAACUGUGGUGAGGAUAGAUGAUACUCACAUUGCAGAGGACCAGUCACACGUGGGGGGAAGGAUAAAAGGCAGCGUCUCGCAGUAUUACGAGGUGGAGUGUACCAUUCCUGCAGAGGAGGAGGCUGCAGGAGAGGAAGAGGAGGAUGAUGUUUAUGUUAUUGAGUAUUCAAAUCCUGAAGAGGAAGGAGAGAGUUACAAAUUUAUGAUGUCAGUAGAUCAAUCGCCUCAGAUUAGAAAGCCUGUUACUAAACAUCCAGAUGUUAGAGAGAAUGCUAGACCUAAGAGGCUGGAACCAGGUGUAAUCCGGAAGAGGAAAGUGAUAGCAGAAGAAGAGGAGGUGAAAAGGGAGGAAAUUGUGAGCAAUAAGAGUGUGCUGGAGCUUGGAGAAAAUUACGGCGAUAUGAUGGAGACCAACUCAACCUCAGAUAAAAAGCUAGUGUGCACAAUGUGCCCACCACCAGGCAAGUUUUUCAAGCGAGCAUCAGGACUGGCUGUACAUUUAAAGCAUGCGCACACCUUGGAGGGGAAAAAAACGUUCUUCUGUACAUCCUGCAAACAGACGGUGCGCUCGCAGAUUGAACUGGACACACACACAAAGCGCCACGCCAACAAGGAUGCCGUGUUCACCUGCCACCUGUGCUUGGCUGAUGUGGAAAAUAAGACUGGAUAUAAAGGGACCAGGUGGGGCCUGAGGAAACACCUGGUGAAGGAACACCCAGGCAUCAUCCCUGGCUGCAACAUCUGUAAUAAAAGCUUCAAGUCCCUCGUUUCGUAUCUUGCUGACCAGUUUAGGCAUGUCGGCGUGUCGCCGUACUACUGCGGCAGGUGUCAGAUCUAUGAAAUGACUGAAAGGGGUCUGAGCAUUCACAUAAAAAAUCAUGACAAGAAGAAGACGGAGCUGCAGUUGGAUGAAAACCACCCACUAACUCUUGGAGUGUCCAGCAAUGCUGAAAACUCAGCUACAGACGACUCUGACUUCUGACCCUCCAGGUUCCACAUCGUCCGGUCCCGUUUUGAAGUUUAGUUUUUAGACUGAAGCAGCUCCUCAGUGACCUUUUCAUCAGGCUGCUGAAAGAUGUUUAUGCAUCUGAAAGUAACGGAAGACACAAACACAAAUGUUUGUUAUAGUUAGGAAACUUUUCUUCUGUACACGCAGAGCAGAUGGCAUCAGGUUUUUCUGUUUGCUAAAUUACUGUCCAGGAUAAAUCUAACAGGGAAUUGAUUGUUUACUUCACAGUUUAAGAGGAAAGCUUGUUUAUGAGAACAAGAGUCAAAACGAAGAAUAAAUUCAGCUUAAAAUGACAUAAAAUGAGGGAUUGUUGGGGAGCGUUAGUGUUCAUGGUAAAAUACAACCUCACUGAUGACUUCAAUGCUUGUAUUGAGUGUUAUUUUUAUAUAACUUGGAUUAGUUAGAUGGUACUUUUCUUAGGAAGGACAUCACAGGUGAACACAAAUGACUAAAAAUUCAUUACUAGGCAAGUAACUUAAAAAAAAAAAAUCCAGAUUUUUCAACAAGUAGAUGCCAUUACUUAAAGGAGGCCACAUCUCAGAAUUCUUGUGUUAAGUAUUGUUAGUAGACUGACCGUAGACCUCUUCUAGCUAUGCAGGUGGUUUCAGUCCCGUCACGCAUCCUCCGUAGAUGUCCAUGAAUAUGUGCUGGAGGUGCUCCUACACCUGCAGUCCCCUAACAGCCGAGUGUCUCCUGGUGAAAACUUGGGCUUGGUGAGCUGCUGAAGGACCUUAUUGUACCUUUGAACAUUGAUGACGAGUUAAUGCCUUUCUGAUUAUCAUUUGAAUUGUUUAUGAAAUAAAAAUGCCGUAAGUUUACGGUGGCACUGCAGCAGAAGUGCGUUGUUUUUAUAUUUCAUAGAGAUGUGCUAACGGCGUUUUUUAGCCUUUUAUUCACAGUUUAGUCUCUGUCAUAUUUUUGCUCAGCCAAAAAAGGGAAGGCAUGGAUAACAAAAAAUGAACAAUAUAUAAAUACACAUGGUGAAGGUAAGAUCACGUGUUAUUUUUUCCUUUAAUCAUCACCCCUCACAUUUAUCUUUGGGAAACCUCUGUAGUGUUGUUAAGAUUUUAUUUGUCUUUUCAUACAUGUUCACUUGGGAACUCAAACUGUUUUUUAACUUAAAAUUAAAAAGAACUUCUCAGAAAACUUUUACUAUAGAAAGAAGUGUUCAGGGUGCUAAAAUAGUUUGGUUCUAGCUGAAAACAUGGCAAAAAGCUUUAGUUUUUACUGGACAUUCAUUGGUUUUUAUUGUUUUUUUUAGGAAUUUCAGAUUUUGCAAUGAAACAUUUGUUGUGUUUUUUAUUUGCUGUAAUGCUCUUGUUUGUCUGUUUUAUCCAUUAAAUGGGAAAACCACAAUUUUAUUGUACUUGUUCUGUCAGGUAAUAUCAGUUGAAUUAGGCUUCAGUUAUAUUGUUAAUAUAAUAUAAAUUUUUAACAUAUGUAAUACUUUUAUUGCUUCUAAGUGUGAUUUUGGUUUAGAAAUUUUUUUCUUAAGCUCAAGUUGGAGGAAAAACUUUAUUGACACCACUGUGAACUGUAGAUUUCCAUUAUUCAAUGUCACAGUAAUAACUGGCUUUAUUUAAUGUUACACAAUAUUUAAAAUUGGGAUGCAACUCCUGUAUAACAAAUAAAUAAAUAGAAGUUAGAGACAAAAGACACCCACAGAAAUAAGUCCUAAAGAGUUUAGCAGCAUAGUGCAGUAAAUUUUUCAUGUUUUAUUCCACAUUAGAGUUAAGCUUUUUAUUGAUGCUCUCAACAGAGCGUUGGUAGGACGGCAGGAAGGAGUGGUAGGACGGCAGGAAGGAGUGGUAGGACUUUCAUCUGCAUAGCAACUCUGUGUUUCUAGAUCAGUCCCACUACAGCAGAGUUAACCAUAAACUUGACACUGGCUAUUAAAUUUGGUAGAUUGUGUUUUCAUCAAAGUAGAAAAAAUCAGAAAAGCCAGAAACAUGAAGGGAAGCUUGGAUUUGUCUGUAGCUGGUCAGUAGAUCCACCAUCAGCGGGGUGGUAACCUUGCCCUCUUGUGUGGCCAUGAUUGGUGCCUUUGUGCUCUUUAGCUGCUGAAAAGUCUUCUUCAUAUCAGCCGCUUGUUGGAUGGGCCAGCAUGUUCAUCUUCCCGUACUGGUCCUUCCUCUCUCUUCUACCACUGGGUGAUGGAGUCGGGCUGAAAUCCUCCAUUGUGAGGUGCGUCCUUGUCUUCAUCAGUGGUUCUAUCUUUAGGUUUUUAUACCAGCGGGGUAACAGAAAGCUGGCAUAGCAUACUGAUCGCUCCGUCUUGCCAUUCUGCUGACCCUUCAGGUACCACCAGACUCUGUUCUGGCCGACAAACUUACAGCCUUGUUGUCUUUUGCCAGUGAAACCCAAGAGUCAUAAUCUCAGUAAACGCAGGCAGAGAGCCUGAAGAGUCCAGACAUGAGUCAACAAAGGCUGUUAGAAAAACUUUAGAAAUGAGAUUAUUAACCUUAUCUGGGGAUUUGUGUUUGUUGACCAAUCACUUUUACUUGAAGAUGCUUUUAUAUUUGUUUUAAAUUCUUUUUCA
Messenger RNA from Melanotaenia boesemani (Boeseman's rainbowfish), 3878 nucleotides. Its product is annotated as zinc finger protein 652-A. Bases 284 to 1312 code for a protein of 342 amino acids. Gene Ontology annotation, molecular function: DNA-binding transcription factor activity; RNA polymerase II cis-regulatory region sequence-specific DNA binding. The transcript is spliced from 2 exons. The record is from RefSeq and is a predicted model, not a curated record. Gene Ontology annotation, biological process: regulation of transcription by RNA polymerase II. NCBI's taxonomy places the organism in Eukaryota, Metazoa, Chordata, Actinopteri, Atheriniformes, Melanotaeniidae.